AUGGCUCGCCCAAUCGAAGAAGUGAAAGACAUCAAUGAGUCCAAAGAUUUGUGGAAGAUAGCAGUUAGAUGCAAGCAUCUAUGGUCUGUGACAAGUUCUUCAAACAAAGAACACAUAGAGAUGGUUUUGGUUGAUUCGAAGCGUGAUCUGAUUCAAGCCAUUGUCCCUACUUAUUUGGUUUCCAAAUUCAAAUCUGAACUUGAAUCAGGAACCUCUUAUAUCAUGCAAAAUUUCAAAGUUGGGAAGAAUGAUUUUGCUUUUAAAUCGACAAAUCAUUCAUACAAAUUGGUUUUCUGUGGAUCAACUUCUGUUAAGAAAGCAGACUUUCCGGACAUCCCUCUUUACUACCUUAACAUUAUUGGUUUGGAUUCCAUAGUUGAAGGAAAGUUUCAAUCAAAUGUUUUGGUUGAUAUUCUUGGAGGAGUCACUGAUAUCUCUCAAACCCAAGUAACCGGUGACAGCAGCAAGAACAGGAUUGUUUUUUCAAUUGUAGAUGCCAGCAAAACAGUUGUACAAUGUACUCUUUGGAGACAACUUGCAGUUCAGCUAUAUGAGUAUUAUAAGAAUAAUAAGGAAGACCCUAACAUUGUCAUUGUCCUAAUCAAUUCAAGGGUUAAAGAGGCUCAAGCACUUGUAACUUUUCCUUCAAUGUCUUGUGAUUCAGAAGGAUUCCCUGUUAGUGUUUCCAACACAUGGAAUGGAACGAAGUUAUUGAUUAAUGACAUUCGUAUUGAUGAAGUUAAGAAUCUAAAAGAAAGACUCGGUGUUGAUUUGUCUUUCUUAUCUUCUUCAAGUGUGCAAGUUGAAGCAACACAAAACUCAUUUUAUUCUGACUAUGACAAAUUUGAAACAACCUGUGUGACCGUUGCUACUCUGGAUAAAUUUGAAGCUGGGCAGAUGGGCUGGUUUUAUGAUGGCUGUGUGGAAUGCACAAGGAGUGUGACUGUGAAGGAUGGAAAGAUGAAGUGUUAUAAGGAACAUAUCAGCUCAGAACUUGUGCCACAGUAUAAGCUUGAUGUAACAGCUGUUGACGGUAAAUCCAAGACGAAGUUUGUCUUUUGGGACACCGACUGCGUUAAGUUAAUUGGAAAGUCUACUCUUCAAAUAAAAAUGGAUUUAAUACAGUCUGGUGAUUACGAUCCACUUGAAAUCCCUUACGAACUUGACUCAAUAUUGAAGAAGGAAUUGGCAAUUAGAGCUGUAUUUCAGCCCAAGAAUAGACGACUUCUGUCAUUGGCUUCAAAGAUGAUGAAGAUUCCCGAACCUAUAUCUGCAUCUGCAUAA
Messenger RNA from Vicia villosa (hairy vetch), 1284 nucleotides. RefSeq lists its product as uncharacterized. Gene Ontology annotation, cellular component: nucleus. The record is from RefSeq and is a predicted model, not a curated record. Gene Ontology annotation, molecular function: DNA binding. Gene Ontology annotation, biological process: DNA replication; DNA recombination; DNA repair. The transcript has 9 exons. Bases 1 to 1284 code for a protein of 427 amino acids. NCBI's taxonomy places the organism in Eukaryota, Viridiplantae, Streptophyta, Magnoliopsida, Fabales, Fabaceae.